ACACAAUUCCUUCCCGGAAGUUAUCAUAACUGGACCAAAACAAACUGAGGCAUCAUGGAGAAAAUGAAACCUUUUAAAGAAAGAAGAACGUUUGAUCAAAGACAGAAUGAUGUUGAUUCCAUCAAGAUGCAGCAUGUGGAUAAAAUACCGGUGAUCAUCGAGAGAUAUGAGAGAGAAAACAGCUUACCAUUACUAGACAAGACCAAGUUUCUGGUUCCCGACAAUGUGAAUAUGUCUGAACUGGUCAAGAUUAUCAGAAGGAGACUUCAGCUGCAUCCGUCCCAAGCCUUCUUCUUAAUGGUGAAUGAGAGGACGAUGGUCAGCAACACAACCCCGAUCUGUGAGGUGUACAACAAAGAAAAGGACAGUGAUGGGUUCCUCUACAUCACUUAUGCGUCACAGGAAACAUUUGGAGCAUCGUAAAGAAAAAGCUUACCACAAAUUAUUUUCAGUUGCAUCUCGAGUCAGUAUAGAUAUGGGGAGUGAUUUUGCUUCAAGAAUGAUGUUUGUUCACUUGUAAUAACACUGGGACCCUUAAAAACUAUCUUUAAGGGGUCAUUUAGUCAUUAGUGAUGACACAAUUUUAUUUCACACUUAACUCAAUCUGGGUACUUUGUUACAUAAUAUAUUGCAAACAAGAGUUGUAUGUAGCUUCAAAAUUAAUGUAAUAAGACAAUGUAAUUUCAACAUUUGAAUUUUGACCAAAAAGGAAAACAACAGCUUUUUAAAUGAAAGUAUAUGCACAAAUGGUCCCUAUAGUAAUUUUGAACGUUUAUCUUAUACACAAAAUAAAUUAUCAAGUAUGUUAAAUGUAAAAAAAAAAAGACUCGCUCAUGCCAAUGAUUAAGGUGUUGUUAUAGACCAUGCUUCAAGUAGAAAGGUUAUGUAUGACAACCAGUAAGUGAUACAUUACCUUUCAACUAUUUAAAUUUAAUUACCAACCUGAAGAAAUGUUUGGUAAAAUGGAAAAUGCUAAUGAUUCAGAUAAGUUCCUGAAUUUGCAUUCCAACCUUGCUUCAGCUUGAAUAACUACCACAAAAUGUGUAAUGAUAAGAUAAAUAAUUUCUUGUUCUUUUGUUUUUUUAAUGUAAUUGUAUCAGCAUUAAUUGUUUAUCAAGGGCAACAAAUUAAACGUUCUCCCACAUGAUUGCUGUCAGUGACGUUUAUUACAAUGACAUCACAAUCAGAUGACAGUGUUAUAUCACAACGAUAAGUCAGUCAAAACGCUGGCAAAUGAUACCACUUAAGGAACAUAUGCUAUAUUGCACAAACCUACUCUUAAAGUCUUGCAUGGAUAUUUGGAUUUGAGGUACAUUAUUGUAUACAUAAUCAUUUUAUGUACUGUAUUAUUUUCUUCUCUUUUCAAAAUUGGCCUUAGUUUAUGCAUACAAUUUAUGUCAAUUUUGCUAACAAGUAAGCGUUACAUUUGCAUUUUAUAUAUCAUGUUUUACGUGAAAACUUAAGAUAUGAAGUAGGAGAAAAAGAUUUAAUUAUUAUAUAGGUACAUGUAUAAGAUAAGGCAAUCCUACCAUCGGGUGAGGAUUUGGUGUGAGAGCUUCAGCCCAGACCCAAAUUUUACACUUGGAGGUAGAAUAUCCAUACCCUGCCAGCGUAUACAUGAUAGACUCUACUAAUAUUAUUGUCAAGGACUUUGUGAUGUGGAUGUAAAACAUGCCAACCUCAUUAAAUAGCCCCUUAAUCCUUUCAUCCCUAUGUAACUUCAGUAGACUCUACCAUAUAUUGAUAUGGAUGAGUCCAUUAUGGUUUUCAGUGGUGAAAGGGUAAAUGCUGUAGUUUAAAACCCUAUUUGGUCAGUGAACACAUAUGUUUUUAUCUAUGAUUUGUUAUACAGCAUUGUCAAUAAUACAUAUACAAUAUAUAAAUGUAGAAAUUUAUGUUAUGGAUAUACAACACUUGAGCAUGUAGUUGAAAUGAGCAUAAUACUUUCCUCAUGGAUGGGUUUCCACGGACUUUCAGACAAUGUUUCAUUAUUUGAAAGAUAUAAAGCAUUAUGAUUAUUUUCGUAGUAUCAAACAAUAUACGACUUGCCAAACACUUUCACCAGAACAAUUAGAAGAACAGUUUUAGUCUUAGAUCUGGCCCAUAAUAUGUAGUGAAAAUGGUAUUGCAGAGCAAUGCUACUCCUCCAGAUCAGUGUUGAAUGGUUUGGUUUUUGAUAAUGAUAUGUUUGUGUGGUCCAUACUGUAAUGUUCUAUUUACAGUAAAGUAACAGUGACCUUAACCUUUGUACUUCGAAACUGAAAAAUAAACCAAUUUUCUGUAAGGGAGCAGCACAUGAAGUUUGAGUGGUAUCAGACUACUUAAGAUUGUGUACAAAAACAAUUAUAUAUUUUUAGUAACUGUAACUUGACCUUUGACCUUCCGAUUUCAAAAGCAAUCUUAAGCAACACUCUCUGUAAGAAAGCAAUGUAUUAGGUUUGAGUUUGAUUGACUAAAGGGAAGCUGAAUUAUCAACAGAAACUAAAUUCCAAUUUUUAAGUGUACCAGUUACCUUCACCUUUAACUUUUGACGUGAAAGUAAUUCUAAUCAAGUCCUUUCAGUGAGGAAACUUUAUAUGGUUUUGGAGUGGAUUCGUUCCUCAUGAACUCAAAGUUUUGUGAAGAAACAGUUUGGACGGACAAGGUGGUUACAAUCGUAAAAAUAAAAGCUUAAAGUUUUGUGUGACUAAAAAUAAAAUGAAACUUGUUGUUGUAUUAGUUAAUAAGUAGUAUACCUGUCCUGUACAACACAAACCAACAACAGGAUGCAGGUUAACCUAAAGCCAAUUUAAACGGAUUUUGUUUGAAACAUUUUACUGUUUGUAUGUUAUUCUAAGUCAUUUUAACGUAACAUUUAUUUGCUUGAAGAAAACAGAGAAAUCAGUAGAAACCCGGCGUUGUACUCUGUCCUUCUGCAAAUCAAUGUGCAAUUUAAAGGCCAUUGGCAGUUAAUUUUUAUAAGAACUGAGAACAUCUUAUUGUGAUACCUUCACUUUGUUUUGCAAUCAGCUAAUUCCUUAGAAUAAAAUAUUGUUGGCAAUCAGUCAAUUUCUGAAAAUGAUAUGUUGUGACAUUGUACUAUACUGCCCAUUCCUUUUUAAGCUCUCUUUUUUGUCUGACAAUUAAUCCGUUCACAAUAUUUUACCAGCUCGCUUGAGAAAAAAGGGUUAUCGCUGCUUUUUCAGAAUUUGGAAGCAUUCUGUAAUCAUUAUAAUAUUCCAAAUUUGCUCAUGUAUUGCAUGGAGGUUGAAUACAGUAUUAAUUAUUAAUAUAAUAAGACUUUUUUUUUUAAAUAAUUAUUUAUUAACAUUGUAAUUAUAUUUUGAAAUAUAAUGGGAUGCUUUGUUGUUUGUUAAGGACAUUUUGGUGAAUGUUUAAUAUCAUGUGUAGUAUCUUGUUAUUCUGACCGUGACAUCGUUUACCCAAAGUAUGGUACUAUUACACUGUUAAGUGUUCAGCACCGAGUUCUUUGAGGCAGCUUGUUCAAAUCUUGUGUCUAGAAAAGUUGAUUUGUAGAAAGAAUUUGUUUAAUUUUCACAUCUUAAUGCCAAGUAUUUUAUUUUGCAUGAUGAUUCACCAUAUUAUCAAGUUGUACCGGUGUAUAUCUAACUAUAACCUGUAUCUAUGAUAAUAUCCAAAGGUUCAUCGUAUAAAGAUUAUUUCAGAAAUCAAAAAAUAUAUGAGGGCAUUGAGGCACUAUUUUAUGUCCUGCAAACAUUUUCGCCUGUGGGCCACUAAAAAGAAUGUUAAUUAAUCAAUGUCACUCCUUCCCAUUAUAUAUUUUAUAUCCAUUUGUCAUUUUCUAGAAUAGCACUUAAAAUUAGUAUUUUCCUUUUUACUAAAAUAGCUUACGUACGUCAAGUAUAUCAGACUUUCUGAUUAAUACUGGCAAUGUUACAGAAGACUAUCAUUUCCGCUUCUGAUUAAUACUGGCAAUGUUACAGAAGACUAUCAUUUCCGCUUGAAAUAAUAAAGAAUACUGUAUCGUACAUUACCUUUCACAUAAUCUCAUAAUGAGGAGAUAACUCGUAAUUACAAUAUAUGGCUCCGAUAAAAUGGAACUAUGACUAGUUUUGCGUUAGUUCAAUUUCCAUCAAAAUGGGAGCGUAUGCAUGGUUUACAAAUAUUUUCUAGUUCUGUAUCUUUUUGUUAAGAUAAGCAGGACUUUGGGCUAGGUGUUUAUAUUUAUCUCAUGUUCAGAUUAACAGUGCACAAUUCCUUUUUUUAUCGCAAACAUUUCAUCCGGCCAACUUUCUAUAAGCAAUUCAGAUAUACUGCAUAAUGAUCAUGUAGCAGUUAAAAUAUGUUCACUAUUUAAGAUACCCUCCCCCAUGAAACAAGCAAAAAAAUCAGUUUCACGCUUUUAGAUACGUAGGACAAAAAAAAGCAAAACAAAUAAAAGUAGUUUCACAUUUUGGGUACGUACGAAAAAAAAAAGCAAAAUAUUAAUAGCAGUUUCACGCUUUAAUAAACGCAAGUAAAGCAAAAAAAUAAUAGUAGUUUAACACUUAAAUAUUCAAUAUACGUACGAAAAAAGCAAACAUUUAAUAAUAGUUUUACGCUUUAAUAUGCAUACGAAAUUAAGGGCAAAAAAAUAAUAAAUGUUUUACACUUAAAUUUACAUACGAAAAAAAGCAAAAAGCAAAAAACUUAUUAAUAGUUUCACACUUUAUUAUACGUAAGAAAAAAGCAAAAACAAAAUAAUAAUGUAACACUUUAAGAUAAACAAGGCAUUCACGCAACAAUAGUUUUUUUCCACAAAUGAGGUGAGUCCAUUGCAGAGAAAGUAUGCAAGCCUUCUUCUUGACGAUUAGAUCAUUAUUAACAAUUUGCGAAUUAUUCUGUUAAUUACCAAACAAUGAAUAAUAGAAGAUAAUAUGUCUGGACAUUCUUAAGCUUAUUAAGCUACUUUGUUUAACUACUACUAAAUAUCACUUAAUGAUAAGAAAAUCUCUUCUAUAAAAAAUACACCCCUUUUUAUGUUUUAAAUAAUUGAUUCAACAUAGAAUGGACGAGUUGAAUAACUUGAUCUGAUUAGUUACACUGUAUUAUUGUAAUAUAAGUAGUUUGUUGUUUAUUAGUUAUUUUAUUUGCUUACCAGUUGUAAUUAUUUUAGCAAUCACUAACGAGUCCAGGCAUUGCUGUGGUUGUUCGGGAUGUCUCUGUGUAAGACCAGCUGUCAGCCUUGACCUUUAUCGUGACAGACAGUAGUAGGUGUUUUUCAGGUCUCAGACGGUGGAGCUGUGGAACACGCAUUGGGUUUACUGUCACAGCUAAUGUAACUUAAAUACAUUUUGUUGAACAAUCUGUUCUGAGAACUGUUUUCUAAAAGUCGUUCAGUUACACGCAGACGCAAUGCAGGUGGAUUGUGUAUUUACAUGGGAUUUAAUUUUGAAAAUCAUGUUAAACAAAUUUUGAUUUAAUGUUUGUUUAACUACGUAGGAAGACGCCAUUAUGUAUUACAACCUUUAUGUAUACUGUACGUUAAAUGAAUAAUUAUUAUGUUAUAUCAA
Messenger RNA from Mizuhopecten yessoensis (Yesso scallop), 5513 nucleotides. Its product is annotated as microtubule-associated proteins 1A/1B light chain 3B-like. The transcript has 4 exons. The record is from RefSeq and is a predicted model, not a curated record. Lineage: Eukaryota; Metazoa; Mollusca; Bivalvia; Pectinida; Pectinidae. Gene Ontology annotation, cellular component: autophagosome membrane; cytosol; autophagosome. Gene Ontology annotation, molecular function: ubiquitin protein ligase binding. Bases 55 to 423 code for a protein of 122 amino acids. Gene Ontology annotation, biological process: autophagosome assembly; cellular response to nitrogen starvation; autophagy of mitochondrion.